Messenger RNA from Siniperca chuatsi (mandarin fish), 6398 nucleotides. Its product is annotated as protein FAM126B-like. Bases 699 to 2537 code for a protein of 612 amino acids. The record is from RefSeq and is a predicted model, not a curated record. The transcript has 14 exons. Gene Ontology annotation, biological process: protein localization to plasma membrane; phosphatidylinositol phosphate biosynthetic process. NCBI's taxonomy places the organism in Eukaryota, Metazoa, Chordata, Actinopteri, Centrarchiformes, Sinipercidae. Gene Ontology annotation, cellular component: plasma membrane.
GCAUAUGCAUUAUGAGUGUCAUCACUCUAGCAUGUUUCUGAUCGGAGGAAUAAGACUUGUUGCAACCGUUCCCAGUCUACCUACUUUAGACUGCAUUUAUUUUUCAUAUAUUUUGACCUUUUGUUAAUAUUUUCUAAUUAAUCUGCUUUGAUUCCGGAUAUUCUACUGCUGCCAAUUUACACAUCCUGCGUAUAUGCAGUGAAAUCACUUUAUUCGGGUUUCUUUAUCAAUAUGGGGAACUUACUAUAGGUUACGAGUGUGCUGAAAGCAUGAUUCUUAAAUUCCGACAGCAUUGAAGGCACCAGUGCUGCUCCCCCUGCAGGUUGCCGGAGCUUUCUGCUUACCAAAGCACACCGAGUUCCGCUCCGUCUGGCCAAUCGUGUCGCGCUGUGGCAGUGUGCAGAGAUCAUACGGAGGUGCUGCUGCUCACUGAGAGAGGGAUCCUUUGGAGGAAAGAUACUAGACCUGGGUGACCGCUCUGGGCAAACAUCACCCCUACUUCCCUGACACAGUGACCGCGUGACAUUGCCAUAACCAGCUUCAGUCCGGAUGUUGAUCUGGUCCCCAGAAGUGACACACAAACCUGGUGACCCUCAGUGAUUGACCGAUGUGUGACACUGUGGAGAACCAUUUGCCUCUCCCAGUGGAGAUCUGAGUUCUGGGACACUGAGGCAUCUGAGGGGGGGUCUCUGUGGAAGAUGCUGGGUUCAGAGCGCGGUGUUGUUGAAGAAUGGCUCUCAGAAUUCAAGUCCUUACCAGAAACCCGCAUCCCUAGCUACGCCGGCAGCCUUCAUCUAAAGAAGUCUCUGGUGCCAGCGCUCUACAGAGUCAUCCAGGACCCCAACAAUGAGCUACUGGAGCCUGUGUGCCACCAACUGUUUGAGCUGUACCGGAGCUCUGAAGACCGCCUGCGCCGCUUCACCCUGCAGUUCUUGCCUGAGCUGGUGUGGGUAUAUCUGCGUGUCACGGCCAGCAGGGAUCGCCAGAGCAAUGGGUGCAUCGAGGCCCUCCUCCUGGGCAUCUAUAACCUGGAGAUCGUGGACAAAGACGGCAACAGCAAGCUCCUCUCUUUCACAAUCCCAUCUCUGUCCAAACCAUCGAUAUAUCAUGAGCCUUCUAGCCUGGGGUCCAUGGCUUUGACAGAGGGGGCUCUCUGUCAACAUGACCUGAUCAGAGUGGUGUACAGCGGCCUCCACCCUCAGAGAGAGACCUUCACAGCUCAGAACAGGUUUGAAGUGCUGUGUUUCCUCAUGCUCUGCUACAACUCUGCUGUGGUCUACAUGCCCCUAUCUUCCUAUCAGUCAGUCUGCAGAAUGAGCUCACGGUUGUGUAUAUGUGGCUUCCCACGGCAGCAGCAGAAGCUCUGGAGGGAACCGUGCAACCGCGUGCUGCUGGACCCCGAGUUCAUGGUGCAGAUGCUAACUGCCGUUUAUCACGCCAUAUACAAUGGAGAGUGGGAGAUGGGUCGGGAAGCUCUGGAGGACAUUCUGUACAGAGCCCAGCUGGAGCUUUACUCCCAGCCUCUCUUGCUGGGGAACGCCAUGAAGAACUCUCUGCCAGACAGCGCUCCUGUCGAGCCGCGUGGGCGCAAGGUGCUCCAGGUGGAGGUGACACCCACCAUUAGCCGUAUCUCCAUCUCAGCCAUCACCACUGCCUCCAUACGACGCCACCGCUGGAAGAGAGAGGAUUGUUUUGACUACUCAACCGAUGCAGAGUUGAGCCUCAUCGUCAAUCCUCCUAGCCUCGCCCAGCAGCAGCACCACCACCACCAUACUCCCUGGGACCCUGCAGCCAAAGAGGAGAGAGGAGGGCGGCCUCACAGCCACCACAGCAGCAGCAGCAGCAUCAUUCCCCCCAUCACAUUUGAGGAAGCUGAUGGUAUGAGCGGCGGGGAAGAUUCCUUCAACGUCAACGACCCAGACGAGGGUUUCUCCUCCGGGGCGUCUAACAGCAGCCAGCCCAGCGGCACCAAGGCGGGCGGCGGCGUGGGGCAGAGGGGUGGCAGCCUGAACAGCAGCAGCAGCAGCAUCAAGAAAGCCAUCACGGCUCGGCUGUCUCGGGACAAGGAGAGAGAGCGGGAGAGGGAACGGGAGAGGGAGCGAGAGAGGGAGGCGGAAAAACAGGCAGAUUUGUCAGCGGAUCACCAGGCUGUUGUGAGGAGGCAUCACCAGAGGCAGCAGUCGCCUCCAGCCAGCAUCAACUUGGAUGCCAUCCAGCUGAGCCCCAUAAAGAAGCACCUGAGCUUCCCUGCGGGGCCCAUGCUGGUGCGGACGGGCAGCACCUCCUCCAGCAAGUCCUUUGACUGCAUGAAUUUCAACCUGAACGGAGGCGACGACGAGCAAGAGGAGGCGGCGGGGGGCUCUGACAAGGAAGGAGGGCUUCCAGCAGGCAGCUCCCAUCGCCACUCCACCAUUAGCCUGAAGGAGGAGCACCUCAUUAGGCCAGAGGACGCCCAGGACCUCCUGUCUCCUGGAGCUCCUCUCACCAAGCAGUCUCGCUCACCCAGCUUCAACAUGCAGAUCAUAUCACAGGUCUAAUGUGCAGUAUAGGGCAUGGUAGACACACACACACACACACACACACACACACACACACAAUACCUGUUCAUAACAUACAUCCUCGUGCAGUUUUUCUCUGCAACUCUUUACAACCCUACUAUGACAACUUCUGUCUACUUAUCUGUGUGUGUGUGUGUGUGUGUGUGUGUGUGUGUGUGUGUGUGUGUGUGUGUGUGUGCGCGCGCGCAGGAACACAUCUUCAGAUCUCAAGAGUUGUGUCUCCACCCUUUUAACAUCCAUUAAACUUAUAAUCAUGACCUGCAGUCGUUGCUGGUGGGUUUUAACAUUACUGAAAAUGCAACAAGAGAAAAGUAGUAAAUGACGACUGCCCGCUGCUGUGACUACAGUCAAGUGUAAAAGAGUCCAGCACGUCACUGCAUCCUCCCAAGUCUGACCAAGCUGAGCAUUCCACACAGAAACUCUCCUCAAAAGAGGAAACGUUGAGAGAACACUUGUAAGGAUGCCACGCUAGCUGUAGGGGAUAUGUGAUGUUUCCGAUAUUUUUUGAGUUCCUGACUGAAUCAGUCAAAAAUGAAUCAGCAAUAACACUUAGAGUCGCUCAUGUGGAGAAGAGUAGGGAUUAUUGCUCUUUCUCUUCAUUCCUUCCCUUUCAUUCCCGGGCUCACGUGCAAUCAUUCUUGCUGAUUAUCUUCCUUGUUAAUUGCUUUUUUGUAAAUUAGGCAUAAAUGGUUUUAUGAAUAAAAUUUCUUUAAUUUUUUUUAUCACAAUCCAAAGAAGGUAGCAUCAAGUCAAACCCAAGUGAAUAUCUAGUUUUCAGCCCAUGACCUUCAUUUUAUUCUGUAAUUAUAAUAUUCUGAUUUGAUCUGUAAAAUCAGACUUUUAAGAUUGUUGUAAAAACCAAACUGGAAUGUGGUUAUGGUUUGUCUUGCCCCAAGCUUUUAAAUGGACAAAUCUGAAGAAAUCACUACUGUGUAGCUACAAGAGGAAUUCAUCUUGUGACUUGAUUUAAAAUCUGAAGCUUGUGGAAGAACUUGAUUAAAAGGUUAAAUGUAGACAGUGCAGGUUUGGGUCUGCAGCUAAAGGCAAUGACUGUAUUUUGUAUUGGAUUGUUAUUAUGGUUCAAACCAUUCAAUGGGUCCUUCCAUCUGAAAGCACUUGUUGGUGUGUUUGUCAGUCUGUGUUGAGGCUGUGGCUUGUGUGUGCUGUCAUUUCUGAGUCAGUGAAUUACUUCCCUCUGGGGGCUUGUACUAGUCACUGCGCAUCAGCAUUCACCAUGACGAUUGUCGCGUGUUUUGUGCUCUGAUUGGAUGCUCAUGAAACAUUUUGUUCUACCUCAUUGUGUUCACCUGCCACUCAGACACCUGUCUCCCAAUCAGACGCAAAUUCCCCCAUUAGGUUUGAAACUGGAGCACUUGACCAGUUGGGGGAUUAGAUAGUGUGGACCAAAGUGGUUUCACACUGCAACUGUAAUGACACGGUGUGUGUUCAUGUGAGGAGUUGUGACUGAAUAUCUCGGCCUUGCAUUUCAGUUCAGUCACAUCAUGCACAAAACCUAGCUGCAAAACAAGAACACGACUGUCUUCAGGUUUUCGUAUUUUCUUUCGUAUAUCAAACAACCACAUUGGGAUUAACCUGAUUUAUUUAAAUUAUCCAGAAAUGUCCAGCUUAUCUUUUUUUUUUUUUAAAAGGAUUUUUGAAGUGCAAUUUUUUUUAUCCUCAUGUGCAUGGAGUUGGAUCUUGUCUGCUGUUAAAUGCCUGCAUCUGCGCACAGUGCUAGCUAGCCUUCUGUAGUGCUCCCUGCCCAGGCUGAGUGAUUUGAACAUGGCAUGCUUGUCUGCAUGUUUAGUGCCCUGCGAAGCAAUGCUGUUUCAGAUGUGUGAAACAGCCAGCGAGCCAAACCCAAGUCUCGUCCUUGUCUUUGCCAGAUGUGCCAAUACACAUCCUCUACUUAAGGAAUUUCUUUUUUUGCUUGGGUGUCUUAAGUUAAAAUGCCUAUUUUUUCUGUUAACUGCUCUUAUUUUAAAGUUAAGGGACAAAAAAAAAGGGAUGUUUGGACGUAUGGCUCAACGUGCCCUUUGAUGCAGCUUCACCUUUUCUGCCAUGAAUUUUCUUUUCACUCAUCACACUUGUGUGUGUGACGCACUGUACUCUCACAAUCAUUACUAAGCUUUGCUGUUCACAUGUAAAAGCAGUAUAUUAAGCGUCUGUGUACUGUAGAUGUCAGCUGUUGUAUUGCAUUUUCCAUGUCUUGCUCACGUGCUUGUUUAAAACGAGGAUGAAUGAUUAUAUAUACCAGAUGUAUAUAAAAGUCAGUUCAGUCUGCAGUGAAAAUCCCACACGCUCAUGCUCCCACUGUGCUGGAAACCUUCACAGCUGCUGCUCCUGGUCCUGAGUGAGUCCUGUGUGCGCUUUAGCCUUAAACAUUUCAGGCCAAAAAGCCUCGAUCGUCGGCUCUUUGGCCCCAUGUGCUCCUCCUCCUCCUCCUGCUGGACUGUGGAAGAAGAAGAGAGGCGUGCAGCUACAGUUCACACUCUCACCUGGUCUGUCUGCUGUCAUCCUUGUGCUGUGUGGCUCACAACGAGCAGUGUUCCCAUUUGCUGUAUUUUGCUGUGAGUUGAGUGGCACCUUUUUUGCUGUUUUUCAAACUGGUGACGCGUUCAUGUCAUUAAUACGAGUGCCCCUGACCAAGGUUACCAGCAGCCAUGUUGGAACUGUAUGUUGACUUAGGAUAGACGAAUAUCCCUCAGUGUCUGGUGUUAUUUGCAUGUGAUCAGGGCAGGAAAUGAACACCAGCCGGUGAAUGUUGAUAAAACCUGACUGUGGCUGGAAAUUUUAUGUGCCAUCUAUAAAUAAUAGUACAAGAAGCAGAAUAAUAAGCCCAGAAAUCCACAUAUAAAGGUCCAUUUCAAAAAGUCUCAUCUAGGUGGUUAAAAAAUGUCUGGUUAAAUUUGUAUUUGGUCAGCCACUGCUGCUGGUGGACAAAGUUCAUUUCCUGUCCUGCAUGUGAUAACUGUGGGCUUUGUUUUCAUGCAGUAUAAUGCACUUUAAUCCAUCCACCUCUCUCCUCAAGAUAGUUAUUGAAAUUAUAUAUAUAGAUGUGCAAAUGUGUAUACACUCAAUGCAGGGUUUUAGUCUCUUUAAAGUAGUACUUCUAUGUGAUGUCACAUCCAACACAAUGCUAUUUUUGUUAAAGUCUAAGGGUACAGCUAUUUAUUUAUUUUUUUCUUUUCAAAACCAAAAAAAGUUACGAGGUCUGGAAGGUCUCAGGAGUUUAUCAAAAAGCCGCAUUUUAAAAAUGGCAGCACCAAAAUUUCUGUUCUUGAAGUCAGAAUUUAUUCUAUGCAACAUUUCUUCCCCUUUUUUUUGUUUUUGGUGUACCGGCUUUCAUUGAUCCUUGUUGGGUGGGAUGGGGCAGAUGCAUUUAAGCUGAUUUUUAAGGUGCAAGUCUCAACACUGUCCCCAUUCAGCGAUUCUGUUUAUACACCCGGUUGUGGUGCUACAGAGCGAAGGACCUCUCUUCAUGUGGGUGAAAUAAGAGGACCAUCUAUUUAUCAUCUGCCUGCCCUCACCGAGAGAAAGCCACACCUGGACUUUUGGUGCAUGUCAAGCCCUUCUGUCAGUUUGCUGCUCUGUGGCUCAAGACGUCAGUUGGUAUAUGAUAGAUUAUCUAAUGAAUCUAAUCUAGAUGCUUCGAGGGAAGCUGCUGGACGAUGUGAUAACACUGUACUAUUGAUGUUGUAUAAAUGGUGAGAAAGACUUAUUUUAAAUCUUGUAAAUAAAAAAAUGUACAAAGGUGAAAGCAAGAUAAAUAUAAAAAACUGUCUGAUAUGUAGAGAAAUUAAUCUGUAUAUUGUUGAAUAAAUAUUGUGCCGUAAGGGA